CUAUUGCUUAUGUGUUGAUUGGCAGUGGUCUGUAUGAUGAAGCAAUAAAGCAUUUUUCAACAAUGCUUCAGCCAGCCAUGAGCUAUGGCAUGAAGCAGCAGAAAUCUAUGGCUCCAGUCACCGACUGCUGACAAAAGGGACUACAGGAGCCUGGAUUUUAUUAGAAUCUCUUUUGAUCAGAUUAUAUGUGAAAUUUUAUCUAAUCUACAUAUGAGGGCUACAUAUGAGGUUUACAUGUGAGGGCUGCUUAAAUUCCAGAGUGGCCUUGUCAGGUGAUAACCUACCUGCCUUUUGCUUCAGUUGCACUAUUAGGGUACAAAACUCUGAGGUAUUUCCAUGACCCUUGCUGUCACAUAAUACUCAUUUGACUGGUUACUCCCAUGAUUUUUGUGUGCUUCUAUAAUGGAAAAAAAUGUUCCUAGAGCACCCAUCUGAGUGCAUCACCAGGUCCCAUGAUGUCAGUCUUCAGUAAAAACUCCCAAUCAAAAAUCUGGUGAGUUGGACCCACACCAGUGCUAGAAGUCACUUCCCUGCGUGACAGUACAUCAGCAGUAGAGGGUGUAGUAGUAGUGUAGUAGUAGUUGUGUUAGUAGUUGUAGUAGUAGUAAUGUAUGUUUGUAAUGCAUAAUGGUUAAAUUCAUCUUAGGGAAUUGUUUCGUGUACAUAUCUAGCAGCACUGUUCUUGAAAGUAGAACCUUCUCAGAUUCUGAACUCCUUCAGUUCCUUGCAGAACUAAUAAUAGAAGUAAUUAAGCAGUUUUAGGCAGCAUAUGACCUUUGAUCAGGUGACCUUGAGCUUGCCUGAUUCUGGUGGAACUGAAUUCAUAGGGGAACUUUGCUUAUUUCACAUCAGCAUAUAAAAUUGAUUUUUUUUUUUUUUUUUUGGCUUUUUGAAACAGAGUCUCAUUAUGCAGUGCAGGCUGGCUGUGAGCUCAUUUUAUAGCCCAGACUGGUCUCAAACUUGCAACUAUCCUCCUGCCUCAGCCUCUCGUGCUGGGAUUACAGGCAUGUGCCACCAUUUGUGAUCCAGCAUAUAAAACUGAAAACAUGGCUCUGUGUAAUUUUUAGUAAAUGUUUGUCUGCCAGUGAGGCAGAACUCAGUCCUCACUGCAGUGUUCAUAUGCUGGUUUUUUUGGCUUGUCUUUGGGCACCGUGACUGUUCAGUUCUUGUUAAAACACCAGCCUUCUGAUAGAAAAAUACGUGUCUGUAAGAUUAAAAGUAAUUUCUGUAUAAAAGUAAUAGUGUGAGAAUAAUGUAUUAAACUCUUUGAGAAUUGCAACACCUCCAUCUAGGUGGCUCUCCCUUGUGAUUUUGCAGAUACAGAAAGUAAACCUAUCCAAAAAAGUAAUAAGAACCGUGGGAGCAAUGAAACCCAAAAUGUGUAAUAGUCAUGGUACAAAAGAGAGGAAAAGAAAGUGCUCCAAACUAUAUAACUGCAUGUAUAUUUAAGUGUAUAAGAUAGAAAAUGAUAUCACAGAGUUUUAUUGGAUCAAUGAACAGAACUGUUUGCAGUAUCAUUGAUGGAAUGUCCACUUUACAAGCUUUAAUUUUGUGACUUGAACAAUUAUUUCUAAGAUGACAAUAUGUAAUCCAUUAACUAGUGAUUUCCUACUGUUCAUUUUUUUUCUGUAAAUCUGUAUAACUUGUACCCUUUCCCUGCUUUUUUUUUCUUUUCUCCUUAAAUAAAAUUUAAAAAAAAAAAAGAAAAAAAAAAAAAAAGAAAGUAAACCUGAGCAACUUGGUGACUUUUUGUCUUAAACUAAAAAUAAAAGGACUGAAGAUGUAGUUUAUUGGUAGAGCACACCCCAGUAUAUUCAAGGCCCUCAGCCUGAUCCCCUGUACUGCCAAAAAAACAAAAACUUGGAAAAAUGGAUACUCUAAUCCCAAUUUGCUUUUAGAAAUAAACGUAUUUUUGCUGGGUGUGGUGUUGCACAGCUGUAAUCCCAGCACUUGAGAGGCUUAGGCAGUAGGUUCAUUGCAAGUUUGAAACCCACCUGAGCUACAAAGUGAGCUCAAGGCCACCUUGAACUGCAUGGCAAGACUGUGUCUCAAAAAGACAACAUCAAAAAAUUUUUCACAUUUUUCAAUUUGAGGAAAUAAGCAGCAAUUUAUUACUACUUUCCAUAAAUAAGUUUACUUGUCUAUCAAAGUAAUGAUAGACAAAAUAGGGGCUGGGGAUUUAGCUCAGUGGCAUAAGCGCCUGCCUUGCAAGUGCGUGGUUGUGAGUUUGAUCCCUGGUACCAAUUAAAAAAAAAUGUGAGAAGACAAAAUAAUAAGUGAAUAAAGUUGUAUCAAUUUUUAAAAGUAAUAAAAUCCAUUAUUUAAAUUUAGGAACAUAAUGUCAGAGUCUAAAUAUAAUAAUAGCCACAACUAUUAUACAUCUUUCUGUGCUAUUAGAAAAAUACUCAAAAAAUAAUUUAAGGAUUUAAUCCCGAGUCUUUUACAGCUGCUCCAGAGACUAAUUUAGUGCUUUGUGUUGAUGAAUCAGACCUUGGGAGGCUCAGGGGAGAACCCCUCAGCCAAGGUGAUGGAACUAAAUUCAAGAAGUUGUUCCUGUUUAGCUGUUUCAGCUAAUAUUCAGAUGUUGCAACUGUAGUGUAAACUUUUGAAUGGCUGUUUAUUUUUUUAAGGUUAAAUUGUUUUAAAGUUAUAAAAAUGUUACAGCUAUGGUAAUCAGAGGCUCACUAUGUGGCUCUUGUUGUAAACCGCCUUUGGCCCUUUCCUCUGUGGACUGCACCCCACUAUUUCAAGCCAUGUCUUCCUGCUUGCUUCCACUUCAAGAAAAACAGGCUCAGCAGGACAAACUUUGACCUGAUCUCGUUUAGUCUUCAUGAAGCUUUUUCUGCCUGCCUAUGAUAUAGUCAGUGUUAGUUGCUAAUAAUAACUUCCACGUAUUAAGACUUAGCAUGUGCCACCAAAACAAGGAUGAAAAGAGGAGCCCUUGAUGAUGCUGUGUUCCUGUAGGUGACAAGUGUGCCAAUGAAAAAUUGUGAUGCAGUAAGAGAGUUACCUUCAUGAACCGACUUGACUUCCUGAGAGGCAUCUUCAGCUCGGGCUCCAUGUAAGCCUGUUGCCUCGAUGCUGCCUGCACACUCACAAGUCCUAUCCCAGUUACCGCACCCAGUGAGCGGCCCCCUUGGUGAUGUGAGUCACACUCCACACCCCCAUUUGCCACCUACUUUGCCACCAGGCUGGGUCUGUGUGCAUUUCUUGCCUAUCUCCAGUCCAUCUGCUCCCUGCCCUCUGCUCAGACCACACCCAAAGUACUAUCACUUUGUAGCAAAGAUGACCCAGCGGUUGUUUCCUGGCUUAUCUUCUAACACCUGUUCCUGUCGCACCCUGUACACACACCAUUGCACACAUGCACUCUACGCAUACAGGUCCUUCAUUUGGUCCCUCCCUAGUUCUUUCCCUGUAUCCUAGAACAGAAGCUGUGUUCCCUGGUUCCCUGGGCCUUGGAACGCCCCACUCCCCACCGCCUCUCCUGCUGCUCACAUCCCUGCUGUCUCUUCCUUGGGAAACCCAUCCUAAACCCCUAACUCAUCUGCAUCUAGGUCUUCUGAAAGCAUACCUUACUGAUUUUGGGAACUUGGCUUUACAUUUGUAUUUGUGAUUCUUUGCUGUGCUGUUCCAAGAAGGCUAGAAUUCUUUACUUUCUCUGUUGAUCUUUGUUCACUCUUUGUCACCCUUAGCAGGAAUGUGUGGCUCUGCAUGGUAUUUGUAGCACAGGAACCCUGAUUUUGCUGACAGUAGUCCCUGAAUAAGUGUUUGCUGAAUGAAAUCCAUACAGCAGGCUGGGGAAUGGAGGAGAAAGCACCUUAGUCUCUCAGAGAAGUCAGGUGAGGUGGUAUUAGGACAGAAGGGUUUCUUAUCACAGUGGAUAUGGACAGAGGGGAGAGUAUGGUCAGUGCAGUAAACUGGUGAAGCAUGUUGGAUAGGGACCUGUUAAACUGUUUCAGUUCCUCAAGCAUGAAGGAUGAGUUGAGAGAGUGUGAAGGCAAGGCUGAAUGGAGGAGCCUGAUCUGGUUAGUGCAAUUUAUGGCCGAGGGAUAGCCUAUGGAAAGAAGGGACUACAUGACAUUAAGAAUGCUGAGCUUGCUUUGUUCGAGCUGAGCCGAGUAAUUACCUUGGAGCCAGACCGUCCAGAGGUAUUUGAACAGCGAGCAGAAAUUCUGUCCCCUCUGGGGCGAAUUAAUGAGGCAGUGAAUGACCUCACUAAAGCUAUUCAGCUUCAGCCAUCUGCACGGCUGUAUCGACACCGGGGGACCCUGCACUUCAUAUCUGAGGACUAUGCAACAGCACACGAGGACUUCCAGCAGUCCUUAGAGCUGAACAGAAACCAGCCCACGGCCAUGUUGUACAAGGGCCUGACCUUCUUCCACAGAGGACUUCUCAAGGUGAAGGAAGCUAUUGAAUCUUUCAAAGAAGCUUUGAAGCAGAAAGUUGAUUUUAUUGAUGCCUAUAAAAGCCUGGGGCAGGCUUAUAGAGAACUGGGCAACUUUGAAGCAGCCACUGAGAGCUUCCAAAAGGCACUGCUGCUCAACCAGAACCAUGUGCAGACCCUCCAGCUCCGGGGGAUGAUGCUGUAUCACCAUGGCAGCUUGCCGGAGGCCCUGAAGAACUUCAAGCGGUGCCUGCAGCUAGAGCCAUACAACGAGGUGUGCCAGUACAUGAAAGGGCUCAGCCAUGUUGCAAUGGGACAAUUCUAUGAAGGGAUAAAAGCACAGACCAAAGUGAUGCUCAAUGACCCUCUCCCAGGCCAGAAGGCCAGCCCAGAGUACCUUAAGGUGAAAUAUCUCCGAGAGUAUUCUCGGUAUCUCCACGCACACCUGGAUACCCCACUCACAGAGUAUAAUGUGGAUGUGGAUCUUCCAGGAAGCUUCAAGGAUCACUGGGCCAAAAAUCUGCCUUUCCUCAUCGAUGACUAUGAGGAACAACCUGGCUUGCAGCCUCACAUAAAGGAUGUGCUACAUCAGAAUUUUGAGAGUUACAAGCCUGAGGUACAGGAGCUAAUCUGUGUUGCUGAUCGCUUGGGAUCGCUGAUGCAAUAUGAGACCCCUGGUUUCCUGCCAAACAAGAGAAUACACCGAGCCAUGGGCCUGGCAGCACUGGAAGUCAUGCAAGCUGUUCAACGCACAUGGACCAACUCAAAAGUCCGCAUGAAUGGAAAAACUCGGCUAAUGCAGUGGAGGGACAUGUUUGAUAUUGCAGUGAAAUGGAGGAGGGUUGCUGACCCAGACCAGCCUGUGCUAUGGCUGGAUCAGAUGCCAGCACAAAGUCUCAGCAGAGGUUUCAACAACCACAUCAACUUAAUCAGGGGACAGGUGAUUAACAUGAGAUAUCUGGAAUAUUUUGAGAAAAUACUUCAUUUUAUUAAAGAUAGAAUUCUUGUUUAUCAUGGAGCUAAUAACCCUAAAGGACUGUUAGAAGUCAGAGAAGCUCUGGAAAAGGUGCACAAAAUAGAAGAUCUUCUUCCAAUUAUGAAGCAGUUUAAUACCAAAACGAAGGACGGGUUCACCGUGAACACGAAAGUUCCCAGCCUCAAAGACCAAGGGAAGGAGUACGAUGGGUUCACGGUCACCAUCACAGGGGACAAAGUUGGCAAUAUCCUGUUUUCUGUGGAAACUCAAACCACAGAAGAAAGGACACAAUUAUAUCAUGCUGAAAUAGAUGCACUUUAUAAAGAUCUGACAGCAAAAGGAAAAGUACUGAUUCUCUCAUCAGAAUUUGGGGAAGCUGAUGCUGUCUGCAAUUUAAUCUUGUCCUUGGUUUAUUACUUCUAUAAUUUAAUGCCCCUCUCUCGAGGAUCUAGUGUCAUCGCCUACUCUGUCAUCGUGGGGGCGCUGAUGGCCAGCGGGAAAGAAGUAGCAGGGAAGAUCCCCAAGGGCAAGUUAGUUGAUUUUGAAGCUAUGACAGCCCCUGGUUCAGAGACCUUCAGCAAAAUAGCUAAGAGCUGGAUGAACUUGAAAAGCAUCUCCCCUUCGUACAAGACCCUGCCGGCAGUGUCAGAGACAUUUCCCACGUUAAGGUCGAUGAUUGAGGUGCUAAACACAGACUCCUCUCCACGGUGUCUCAAGAAACUCUAGUUAUGCCAUGGAGUUUGUACAUGGGAAGGGCCACGCCUCUUGCUUCUUAAGUUAUUUUUUAAAACAUGGAAUUAAGAAAUUAGAUCUUUUAUUACUUUUGAUAUCAAUUUUUGAUAGGAAUUGAAUACUUGAAAUCAUUUUCUUUACUUUCUGAACCAUAACAGAAAUCAUGAGAACAGAGUUCGGGGGGAAAAGCUACUUGACAAGGAAGGGACAUGUUUGUAUUACGUGGCAGCCUGAUGGUGUCCACUUGUGAAGUGACAUGACUUCUUCCUUAUGGCAAAAAGUGUUUACUUCAGAAACCAAAAAUAACUAAUUAAGGUGAACAAAGCCAAGAACAAACGAGGAAUGUCUUCAUUCCAUGGGAGAUUUGGCUCCUCAGACUCCCCUUGUGUGAGCCACAUGCUGGGGCUUUGCUCCUUGCUUGUGCGUUCUCCGUCCUCCCAGCACUGGGAGUGGUCCAUGGGCCGACUGCACGCACCGCAGCUGAUGGCCGGGAUCACUCGCUGUCACUGAGGAUGCACACAGUAUUUGCCAAUGUCCCAACAUUGAAUUGCUGAACCAUGUCUUGUUUUUGCUGGAAAAAAUAAAUCAUGGUGAUUUCUGUAAGUCACCAGUGUUUG
Cavia porcellus (domestic guinea pig) is the source of this 6709-nucleotide messenger RNA. It is a transcript of the gene Ttc13, whose product is annotated as tetratricopeptide repeat domain 13. The transcript has 21 exons. Lineage: Eukaryota; Metazoa; Chordata; Mammalia; Rodentia; Caviidae. Gene Ontology annotation, molecular function: protein binding. Bases 4008 to 6086 code for a protein of 692 amino acids. The record is from RefSeq and is a predicted model, not a curated record.